AUGGAUCGUCUCUCCCAGCUGGAUAAAGAUGACAACGCCAUUGGUGAUCGAGGGUUUAGGGAUAUUUUGCCAGAUUCCAGAAACCUAGGCAGACUCAACAUUACGACCUAUAAGCUAACCUUGAAAAAUCUAUCAUUAAAUCCAGAUGGGGAGUCAUAUUACGUACGAUUCAAGCAAUGGCUGUGUUUCAAAACACAAGAUGCCGAAUACCUGUCCGCAUUUGAAAACCUGCCAUUACUUUCUAGGUUGACCAAUAUUUACAUAGCGGGCGUCGUCGGUGAAUCAGAAGACCCUUACUCUUCCGGAACACCUGGUCUUAUUCUCCUUUUACCUUUUCAGGGGUCUCUUGACGCUGCUUCCACGAGCACAGUGGACAGAGAUUCACAUACAUCAGAUGAACAGCCAACUUGUCGUGAUCGGGGCAUAGUUCGUACUCCAUUAUACUAUCGCAUUUCCACUUGCUCUGAAUGUUAUUUUUACCUCUUUAUACGGAAUCCAAUGUUUCAAAAAAGAAUGACCUUAUUCCAAAACGAGUAUAUUACAUACCUUUUAAACAGAAAAGAAAAUAUUCGUAUAUUUCCCGAUGUAAACAACCAAACAAGUAUGGAUCACGUGUGCAGCACAAUCAAUGGGGAACAAUACGACUGUAACGAUUGGAGUCAGUGUUGUAGAAACGCUUGGAGUUGUUGUGAAAAUCAAAUGGAAAAUCCUACAAAAUCAAGGCAGGCAAUGUGUCCUCAGACAUGGGAUGGUUGGUCAUGCUGGGAUUUUACAGAGCAAGGGACAACGACAAGUCAAGUCUGUCCGUCGUUUUUGAAGUACAUCAUUUUGGAAAUGAAUCCCAAGGUAACGAAGCAAUGUACAACUAACGGUUCUUGGUGGGUGGACCCCACGUCUCAUAUGGAACGUUCCGAUUACACCACGUGUGUUCCCACUGAAUACCGUAGCUUACUCAAGGUGUAUAAAAAUUCCAUUAUUGUCGGGAUAUCGCUGAAUGGGUUAGGAAUACUACUUCUAAUACCCGCAAUUGUCGUCUUCAUCUUUUACAGGCAGUUACGUCGACAGUUGAGGAUUCGAAUACAUAUUCAUCUCUUCACAUCGCUGCUCUUAUAUGGCAUUAUCUGGAUGUGCUGGGAUGUAGUGGUCAGGUACAACAGACUGGUCCACGAUGGAACCCACUCUCUAGUUCACACUGACCAGGACGGCUGUAAAUUCUUAAAUAUACUCCGGAGGUUUGCUCGGAUCGCGCCUUUCUUCUGGAUGCUAUGUGAGGGAUUCUUUCUGCACACCUUAUUGAUGAAGGCAUUCGAACCCCCGAAACAAAUUGUUGGAUAUUACAUCUUAGGAUGGGGAUGUCCUGCCUUUUUCGCCGUUCUUUACGGAAUUCUACGAAAGACAUUAGCUGACGACCAGUCAUGUUGGAUCCAGCCUCCAGAGGGAUCUACUGGUGGUAUAGAGUGGAUCAUUACUGCCCCUAUGUUAGUCUGUAUAGUGAUUAAUCUUUUCCUGAUGUUAAAUAUAAUUCGAAUCGUAAUUAGACAAGUGUCAUCCCAUCCACGAGAGCCGCGAAGUUACAGGCAAGCGAUUAAGGCUACCUUUAUCCUUGUUCCACUAUUUGGUGUCCAUGUGUUUUUUAUAAUCUACCUGGUUCCUCCAGACCAGAAAGCUUUCGACUUUUUCCAGAUGGCGUCUACAAUUGUAUACAAUUCACAGGGAAUAAUCAUUUCGCUCAUAUACUGCUAUUUCAACGGAGAGGUUUCCUCUCUAAUCAAAGCCAGUUAUAGAAUACGACGAGACUCAGCUUUCAUUGGAGAUUCUAGAAGGAGUUUGACAUACCAAUCAAACCUUCGACGCCUAUCCAAUGUUUCUACCGACAUACAAAAUGGUGGCCAUCCCAACAGGAUGUCUGUAAGACGAAAUAGUUCAACAAGAAGUUUAUGUCCAAAUAGUGAACAAGUGGAUUUCAACAAUAUAAGAUUAUCUGUGAUAAGUGAAAAUGGAAACAUUAGUGAAAAUGGAAACAUUAGUGAAAAUGGAAACAUUAAUGAAAACGGAUUCAUAAGUGAAAAUGGACAUUCGGACGAGAUAGGAAAUAUAGAUGAAAAUAGAAGUAUGAAAGAAAGACAACAUAAGAAUGAAAAUGGAAAUAACUAUGAUAUGUCAAUAACGCAAUAA
Molecule: messenger RNA, 2175 nt
Organism: Ylistrum balloti
Lineage: Eukaryota; Metazoa; Mollusca; Bivalvia; Pectinida; Pectinidae
Product: calcitonin gene-related peptide type 1 receptor-like
Exons: 13
Coding region: 1-2175 (724 amino acids)
Biological process (GO): adenylate cyclase-modulating G protein-coupled receptor signaling pathway; cell surface receptor signaling pathway
Cellular component (GO): plasma membrane
Molecular function (GO): G protein-coupled peptide receptor activity
Source: RefSeq, a predicted model, not a curated record